Rhodotorula graminis WP1 is the source of this 1730-nucleotide messenger RNA. RefSeq lists its product as uncharacterized. The record is from RefSeq and is a predicted model, not a curated record. Gene Ontology annotation, molecular function: transcription cis-regulatory region binding; DNA-binding transcription activator activity, RNA polymerase II-specific. Bases 36 to 1730 code for a protein of 564 amino acids. Gene Ontology annotation, cellular component: nucleus; RNA polymerase II transcription regulator complex. NCBI's taxonomy places the organism in Eukaryota, Fungi, Basidiomycota, Microbotryomycetes, Sporidiobolales, Sporidiobolaceae. The transcript has 6 exons.
CAUCGCGCUCCGAAGCUGCCGGCUCGCACUCGACCAUGCCGCCCGUCAUGCUGAGCGCGCCUCCAGCCGACCGAUCAGAGCCGCGGUGCCUCGUCAAGCCGUCAAAGGAGUGGGUCGUACCGCCGAGGCCCAAGCCUGGUCGCAAGAGCACCAAGAAGGACGACUCGACUGCUAAGAGCAGCAGCAAGACCACGCAGAAGGCGGUUCGCGAGCGCCGUCAAGAGUACGUCACCGAGCUCGAGGAAAAGGUCCGCCAGCUCGAGGCCGGCGAGGGCGACAAGUGCGUCUUCUACCAGCAGCAGGCGCAAAAGGCCAAGACCGAGACGGUCGCGCUCCAGCACGAGAACGACGUCCUCAAGAAGGAGAUCGAGCAGCUGCGGCGCGAGCUUGAGCGUGUCCAGGGCGCAGGAGCGUCGGCCACCCCGGUCGGGCGACCCGCCGGCGGCAAGGACAAGGGCAAAGGGCGCGCCGCGCCGCACGAGUUCCACGACACGGCGUCGCCGGGCCCGUCAAAGCGCCCGAGGAGGUCUGCCGCCGUGCGCGCGUCCGCCGUCGUCGCCCAGGCGGCCGGCUCGUCGCCCGUCUUCCACUACCCGCCCGUCGCCGCCGGCGAGUCGCCCGUCCCCGCGCUCUCGCCCGCCGGCACGUCGAGCUCGUCGGCCCACUCGGCCUAUGUCCACUCGCCGCUCAACGACUUCCACGACGGGCCCGCCUCGCCGAGCGGCGGCAGCCACCACCACCACCCGCACCUCGCGCCGAGCACGACGCAGGCGUCGUCGCAGCACCAGCGAUGCACGUUCUGCCCGUCCAGCGACAACUGCUUCUGCGCCCAGGUCGGCUACGAGAUCGCGCCGUCGCCGCUCCCGCUGCAGACGACGGCGCUCCUCGCCGCCGCGUCGUCGCCGGCCGCCCAGAUCAAGCUCGAGGACCCGGACGACCUCUUCUUCCACGAAGCGGCGUACGAGCCCGCCGUCCCGCUCCGGCUGCGCAAGUCGGCCAACAAGGCGUCGAGCGUAUGGGCAAUCGAGUCGCCACGUGCCGCCCAGGUCAAGCGGUCGGUCGUGGUCGGCGCUCAGGCCGUGUGCAGCGGCGACCCGUCGAACUGCCCUGCCUGCUCAGACGACCCGUUCGGCAAGGCUUUCUGCAACGCCCUGUCGUCGACCGUCUGCUCGACCCAGCCGUGCUCCAACUGCCCGUCGCACUCGGGCGUGCGCAAGAUCCCGACGCCGCCACCCGAGCCGACGCCGCCACCCGAGCCGACGACGUCGUCGACGACGACCGACGAGGAGGCGGCCCUGUUCGAGUCGCUCACGGACCUCCCGUGCUGCGGCGACCCGCGCAUCUGCGGCUCGCUCACGUGCAAGCCGAGCGGCGACGCCGAGCCCGUCGUCACGUCGGCGCCGCAGAGCGGCUCGUCGAGGUUCUCGAGCGCGUCGGUCGCGCCCGGCGUCGAGACGGUCCCGUGCAACGAGGCGUGGACCGCCCUCAAGCAGCACCCCAACAUCGCCUUUGCCGACCUCCAGAUGCUCGCCGACGUCGUCGCCAAGCGCACCUUCUGCGGCGGCCCCGUCUGCAGUACGCCACCUCCUCCCGCCGGCCUCUCGGCGCUGCAGAGCUCGGCGCUCGACUCGGGCGCUCGCAAGCGCCUUACGGUCGAGCGCGGCGCCGUCAACGAGGCGCUCGACCUGCUCGACCGGGCUGUCGCACGGGGUGGGCCGCUCAGGCACUAG